GUUUCACUUUACAAUGAAACAGGAAGCUAAUAGACUAUAUAUAAAUAUCACAUGAUUUGAGCACAGUCCCAAAUCAGACCUACAGCCAUCUAUCUACACUAGAGCUAAUAAUCAACCUAGGGUGUUAAGCAUGUUAUCCCUCCUAAUACUGCUGCUGAAUCUUACCAAUCAUGCUUUUGGACAAAAUCCUGCAAUAAAGGCCAUAUUGACAAAUAAAGGACUUCAAUAUGGGUCACACAUUGGGGCUGAUUGGAUGCAGGAGAAGAUAGGUAGUGUGAUCAUACCAGAUGUCAGAGGUGGUGUUGACAUUGGUAUAGGAACGGUGCACUACGUCCUUGACGGAAUCUCAGUGUCUGGGUGUGAUGUUCCAGAGCCUUCAGUGGACUUCUAUGAGGGCGUGGGACUCAAGGCUGUGAUCAGUGGCCUCAGCAUUUCAAUGAGUGGAAAUUGGCACACACGUUUUGGCAUCAUAACCGAUGGUGGCUCAUUUGACCUGGCAGUGUUCAAUGUGGAUGUGACUUCUGUGGUGCAGAUAGGAAGUGAUCAGAGUGGACACAUUUCUAUCUCCAGCAAAAACUGUGAUGCCAACGUCGGCGAGGCAUCAAUCAAUUUCCAUGGAGGCGCCAGUUUGAUCUUCCAGCCAUUUGUGAGCCUUUUCCACCAUCGCAUUAAAGCUAUAAUUGAGGAAAGAAUCUGCCCAUUGGUUGAAGAGCAUGUUACCGAUUUGGAGGGACAUCUAGCAGAAAUGCAAGUGUCCUUCAAGGUCAAUUCUGCUCUAGUUUUGGACGUCCCCCUCACUAACUCACCCCUCGUCGAUUCUAUUAGCCUUGGUCUGGAUUUGAAGGGUGAAUUCUACAGUGUUCAGAGUCACACAGAUCCUCCUUUUAAGGCCGAGCCUUUUCAUCUGGCAGAGGACAAAGGCCACAUGCUCUCCCUGGGCCUGUCUGAAUUCACUGUCAACUCCGCCUCCUAUGCUUACUUCUCCGCUGGACUCCUGCAGGCCCAAAUAAACGACAGCAUGAUCCCCAAGACCUCUCCUUUCCGUCUCAACACAACCUCCUUCGGGCCUCUCAUCCCUCAGCUUCCCAAGCUCUUCCCCAACAUGCUGAUGGAACUACAGGUGUAUGCCAGGGACGUUCCAAUGUUUUCCUUCCAGGCUGAUAAGGUGACAAUGGAAUUUCCAGGUGCUGUUAAGGCCUUUGCCAUCCAGCCAAAUGCUUCACGGACCCCACUGUUCAAGCUCAAUGUUGACUCCAUUUGUAGUGGGAUGAUACGCAUUUCAGAAGAGAAACUCAAAGGCGUGGUGGAACUAAGCAAUUUUACCCUGACACUUGCAUCAAGUGAAGUGGGAACAUUCCAGACUGCAGCCCUGGAAAAGUUUAUGAAGCUGGGGAUGAAGAUUUCAGUGUUAGCUAAACUGAACGCCAAACUGGAGGAGGGCAUUGUUUUACCCACCAUGCACCACAUCCAUCUGGUUAACCCUGCGCUGAAGAUCCAGCAGGGAUUUGUGUCCAUUGCAUCAGACCUUGAUGUUAAAUCUGGCAAGGGAGAGUCUUUCUGAAGGGAUUUACCAUUACAGACUCUAGGUGGUGCCUGCUAAUAUCAUUCAUUAUUAUCCCAGAAAAAAAUGAUACAUUACUAAUUUCUUAAUGUAGAACUGCAAGUAGCUACACAGUAACUAAUUACUAAUUAAUGGUUACAUUUUUGCACCUAAAACACCAGACGAUUGUUAUAGAUUUUAAAACCUAUUAUUCAAGAGACAAUUUUCAGCUUUGCCUAGUUUUCAGUUAAUCAAUUAUCACAAGUAUCACAUGAAAUGUACUGCUUCACCUGAAAUUACAUUUGAGCAUUGCUCCAUUUUGGAUAACUCACUGAUUAAAGAGAGGAACAAGACAACUUGUACUGUAACGCUGCUAAAAACAACUGAUUGCAGCUCACAAUAAACCUGAUUGCAACUCUGGACAAUAAAGCUGUGUGAUGCAAUACAAUGAAACACCACAUUAAUACACUGAAAAAUGAUUGUUUUACUAAAAGUGAAUUUCUGUUUUCUUGAAGUGUUCGCUAUGGCAAGGUUUACAAGGCUACAGUAAACAUGUAGUCCCCCAAGCACCUCUCAGAUUUGAUUUAUUUAGUUCAGGUGUGGUAUCGAAAAGAUCCCCCCUGACAGAAUCCCCCCCCCCUUCCCCCCUUCACGUGAACGCGCACACAUCAAUUCUUCAUUGUUGCAACUUGCAUGCUAGUUGAGAUGUCUGAUCACCGUAGGCUCCGUUUCAUUUUAUUUUUGAUGUAAUUUUGAUCGCGGGCAGGCACAAGUAAUGUCUGCAGUUUUCGGUUUGGCUAUUUGUUUCAAGUGUAUUAGUCUAUAAAUAAAUCUCUUUGCCAAAAUGUG
Messenger RNA from Oncorhynchus gorbuscha (pink salmon), 2389 nucleotides. Its product is annotated as lipopolysaccharide-binding protein-like. The coding region runs from base 131 to 1561 and encodes 476 amino acids. NCBI's taxonomy places the organism in Eukaryota, Metazoa, Chordata, Actinopteri, Salmoniformes, Salmonidae. The transcript is spliced from 16 exons. The record is from RefSeq and is a predicted model, not a curated record. Gene Ontology annotation, molecular function: lipid binding.